AUGAUCCAGAGCCUGGAGAAGCAGGUGCAUGAGCUGCUUGGUGAGCCUGACCAAAGAGCCUUCCCAGAGCUAAGGAAUGACUCUGCAGAUAAAGUGUGCUCCUCCUCCUCUCCCUCUUCCUCACCAGCUGUGCCAAGGCGAUUGCUGAGCAAUGCCAGUUUCCACCUCUCUUCACCAGGACACAGCCCCGAGCUGGGAUCCCAGGACCCCUUCGCUGGGGUGCAGGUAUUAGAGGCACCCUCUGGAAUGGAUGAGCCCAUGCGAACUUCAGAAACCAAUCAUUGGCACCUGGCACACUCUGGGAAGGAAUCCAUCUCUGUCACUCUGCACAGUGCCACCAACCUGCCAGCCACCCGGAAGGGGAAUGUGCCAUGGCCCUAUGUCACUGUUAAAAGCAACUCUGAUGUUGAGAAGAAAUUGGAAGCCCAGGGGGUGACUCAUGUGUCCUCUGAGCCUACACAGUCUCCUACCUGGGAGGAGAAGGUGACCAUGGAAAUUGAUGCAGAAGAUGCAGGCCAUGAAGCUGUGAACCUGACUGUGGCCGACAAAAUCACCAAGGAGGUGCUAGUGAGCUACAAGAUUCCGGUGAGGUAUCUCCGAUCGUUCCACCACUACCACUUGAGACUGGUGCUGCCAAGGAAGAAGGACCCCUUGGGGACAAGUCUAUACGCUACGGUUGUUCGUAAAGGCAGCCUCAUCCCACGUUAUGUUGGAAUGAAUUACACCGGCUUGGAGGUUUUCCUCCAGGGAAUGAAGAAUCCUCUAGCAGAUCCCCAAGGUCCUACUGUAGCCAUUGCCAGAGUGGUGAACAACUUUAAUGCAUACAGAGAAGCCAUGAAGACGCAACCCACUACCUCUCCUGCAGUUGAUUUAACCACCAUCACAUUUCCAGACCCCUCCAUGGUGGCUUUCGAUGUUCUCCGAGUCACCAACCAAGGAUAUCCCCAGGUCACCCAACCUGGUGGGCCCCCAGAGAAACCAACCUGGAACUCUUCCUUCCUCUUCCAAGGCAGGGAUGGGGCCACCCUCUUCUCAGACAAUACCAGCCUGGUGAUCGAAUACUAUCUGUACGAAACAAUGUCAGAAACAGAAGCUGAGAACAAGCAAAAGCGUUUGGGUUACUCUGUGUUGCCCCUAACCAACCGUGUGUAUCGGAGUCUUGUGGCAGAGAGCAACCGGAAUGGGGUUCGUGUGGACGAUGUUCCAAUCCAGGGCACUAAUCUGAGAACCACAUCUGGUGCUGUUCCAACUGUUCAGCUCUGCAUGCAGCUGAUCGGCUCAGAGAGACCGGAUAUGUUUCUCACCCCAUCCAACAUUGACACUCUUCCCGUCCUGGAUCCCAAACUCCUGAGGAGGAUUGGGGCAAUCAGAGAGCCCUGGGCACAAUCUUCCUCUCUUGUACCAUAUGCUUCCGUCAAAGGGGACAAAUCAAAGUUAGUACCUCAGCCCCUGGACAAGGACCAUGCUGCUUCCUCCUCUACAGAGGCUUGA
This is a messenger RNA of Caretta caretta (loggerhead turtle), 1491 nucleotides long. The record is from RefSeq and is a predicted model, not a curated record. NCBI's taxonomy places the organism in Eukaryota, Metazoa, Chordata, Testudines, Cheloniidae.